AUGGUAUCAGAGCUUCGUUUCAGUUACGCUGCUGUUGUAGGCAUGGAUCGAGAAGCCGCAGGAGGAAACCCUACUGGAAAUGGAGGAGAAGCCUCAACCACGGCAAGUCAAGUCCAUGCGAAUCAAACUCCAGUGCAUCGAAUAGACGAGUUUGAUGAUCCAAUGUAUCUUCACAUCACUGAAAAUCCGAACAUGAUCCUUGUCUCACCUCCUCUUUCUGAGCACAAUUACGCUACCUUGAGCAGAUCUAUAAAGAUUGCACUAGGAGUGAAGAACAAGUUUGGCUUUGUGAGUGGUGCAGUUCCAACUCCAGAGCGAUCCGAUUCCAAAUAUCCUGCCUGGAAGAGAUGCAAUGACAUCGUUUGUGCCUGGAUACUUAAGUCUCUCAAUUCCACUAUAGCAGAAAGUGUCCUAUACUUUGAGAUUGCAGAAGAUAUCUGGAAUGCAUUGAAGAAGAGGUACUCCCAGGCAGAUCUUCACAAGAUAGCAGAGAUUCAGAAUGAGAUAUACAGGAAUACGCAAGGUAACAAGUCUAUUAAUGAGUAUUUCACUAGAUGUAAUGCUCUUUGGGAACAAUUGAAUGCUGUGAGGCCUCUACUUGUUUGUGAGUGUGUUCCUAGAUGUGCUUGCAAGUUGAUGAGCAAAAUAAGAAAGGAAAGGGAGGAUGAUCAGGUUAUUAGGUUUCUAAAGGGCUUGAAUGAUGAAUUUGAGACUAUAAAGUCUGGUGUCCUGGUUAUGGAUCCAGUUCCUAACAUGGAAAAGGUGCUGAAUAUGGCUCUAAAGCUGGAAAGAAAGCUCAAUUGUUCCACUCACCACAAGAACAAAGAGAUAACACAGGCCAAUGUUGUUCAGAAUGUAACCUCAAAUGAGCAUAACAUUGUAGCCGUGGCAACUUCUUUUAAUAAGAAGAAGUUUAACAACUAUGGAGGGAAAAAUGUGCCAAAAUGCACAUUUUGUGGAAUGAGUGGUCACACUGUUGAAAAAUGCUUCAAAAAGCAUGGGUACCCCCCUGGAUGGAUACCUGGAUACAAGUCCAAGAACAAGGCAAAUAAAAAUGCUCAGCAGAAUCAGCAACCCUCACCAUCCUUUGUCAACCAAGGACAAAAUCAAGGAGCACAAGCUUCUGCUAGUGCUGCUGUCACAGUGAACAAGACUGGAAUGAGACCAGACUUCUCCAACCUGAGUGAUGAAUCAAAAGAAGGCAGGUUUAUCUCUGAAUCUCACAUUAAUGCUAUCUUAAAUUGUCCUAAAGUUUGGAUUUUGGAUUCUGGAGCAACUAAUCACAUCACAUGCUCAUUAGAUUAUCUUGACAAUUAUCAAAAGCUUAAUGACAUAUCUGUCAAGUUGCCAAAUGGACAAAGUAUACAAGUUGCUUACAUAGGGGAAGUGAGGCUCUUUCCCAAUCUGCUGUUGAAGAAUGUCUUAUACAUACCAACCUUUACUUUCAACAUAAUAUCUGCUAGUAAACUGAUAAGUCAAGCUGGUUGCAUUAUUUUGAAUGCUGAUGUGUGUAACAUUCAGGGACCCCAUGGGAUAAUGGCUGGUUUUGCUAAGGAAAAGGAUGGCCUAUAUUUGCUUGAACAUCCACCUGCCAAGAAAAGAGAUAGUGGAAAACAAUAUUAUCCCUUUAAGGAAAAGGAUACUGGAACUAGAACAAAGACUUCAGUUGGAGAUCCUGUCUUACCUUUAGUUUCUGUUGAUGCAGAUGUUAUGCCAUUCUCUUAUACAACAGGUCACAUCCCUAUGGUGCCUGAACAACAUGAUGUAAACCAUGGGAAUGAAGUUAAUUUUCAUUACAGUAGUGAAGAAAAUGGAAUGACAGUCACAGAGAAUUCUACAGCUGGUCAUAGUCCUACUGUUUCAUCAACACAAGCUGAAGGGAAUGAACCAUCUGCCUCUGAUGUUAAUGAGGUGGAUGAUGAGGCAAAUACAGAAAUGAUUUCCCAAAGGCAACUUCCUAACCACAAGCACCCAAGAAGGUCUGAAAGGGUAAGGAACUUACCCAGUAGAUUGCAUGACUACUAUUGUCAUUCCAUAAGAAAGCAUGACACAGAUUAA
Messenger RNA from Ipomoea nil (Japanese morning glory), 2058 nucleotides. RefSeq lists its product as uncharacterized. Bases 1 to 2058 code for a protein of 685 amino acids. The record is from RefSeq and is a predicted model, not a curated record. The transcript is spliced from 3 exons. Lineage: Eukaryota; Viridiplantae; Streptophyta; Magnoliopsida; Solanales; Convolvulaceae.